ACGAGUUUGAAAGACUGCCCUCUCUCUCUGUCCAAACAGUCUUAAAGACAUCAACCCCAUCGUGGCUAAGAUGUCAGUGAACUGCCCUUGACUCAGUGUGACGGAUUUCUUUCCAAACAAGUCGUUGGGGUUCCCGAAACAGUAAAGCGUUUGCCAUGCCCUUUAAAAACCCAUACAGACAAAAGAGUGAGAUAAAACGAAACACCGCCCCUGUACCUCCAUUCCCUUUGCAUGACAAACAGACUCCUUGUCGACCAAAGCACUGAAAUGUACAGUGCACCGUCUGCUAAGUGGGUUGUCAGUAGUAGUUUUUUUUUUCUGCUUUUGCCUGAAAUCUAGUUGGUCGGUGUAACCUUGGACUCCCCCCAACUUGUACUAUUCUUGUGUGGAAUCUCAUUGUUGGUGUGGACAUCAUUCAAGCUGGUGUUCCAAAGCAACUGGAGGUUCCCACUUCAUUAGAGAGUGUUUCGGAGGGCUGGAGAGAGAGUGCAAGCACUACGUCUGGCUCUGACAGCUAGCCGAGGUGAUAACCGAGAAGAAUUGGUGGAAAGGGCUGAAGACAGAACUAAAUUUCAGAAGAAAGAAAAAAAAGGAAAGGCUUUAAGGAUGACACCUGCUACACUGGCACUGACUUGGUCUUUGCUUUCAAUAUGGACCAUAACUUCUGCUGUGCAGAUUGAAGAAGAAGAACUCAAUGAGACAGUCAUUUGCACCAAAGAUCAGAUGCAAGUUAUCAUUCCCAGUGUGUUUUUUCUGAACAAGGAGCCACCUGUUUCUGUUUGGGAUUUGCACUUGAAUGAUCCUGACUGUCGAGGGGUUGAGGUUGGGAACGACUAUGUCUUCAGCAUCAAGACAAACCUCACAGACUGCGGCACCAUUAUGGCAUCAGAUGAUACUCAUAUCAUGUUCACCAACUCGAUCCGCAAUAAUGAAACCGAUAUCAUCACCAGAAGCUACAUCAACAUCACAUUUGGGUGUCGAUACCCACUAAACUACAUGGUUCAGCAGCAAAACGGGGAGAAUCUGAUCAGAGUGGAUGUGAGGACAAUCACUCUGAACACAGAGGAUGGAAAUUUCUCAGUCUCCAUGCUGCUCUAUAAAGACGAAGCGUUUCAGGAUAAAUGGACCACUGUUCCUUCUCUCACACUUGAGGACAACAUCUAUGUCAAAGUUUACAUGAUUCCAGCCAAUCUGUUUCUGAGAGUGGAGAGAUGUUGGGCCACACCGACCAAUGACCCUUACAGCAACAUUCAGUACACCUUCAUCAGGGACAGUUGUCCAGUGUUGUGGAAUGACCAGACACUAGCUGUGAUGAAGAACGGUCAAGGACCAGAAGCUCUGUUCAGGAUACAAAUGUUCAAGUUUGUUGGCAGCUCCUACACAGAUGUUUUCCUGCAUUGCAACGUCCAGAUCUGUCAUAACACAGGAGGAGUGUGCCGGCCUAACUGCUCUGCUGAAGAUGCAUCCGUACGGACACGCAGGGAUGUUGCAUCGUCUCACACAGUCUCGUUUGGACCAAUCAGAAGACUCAAAACUAACAUGGAGAAUACUAAUCUGAGUUCAGAUUUGCCCCCUGUGGAAACCUUUGUGUUGGGUGGUCUGCUGUUCAUCCUGAUUGUCAUCACAGGAGUUUUUGGGAAACUCUGGCUCCAGAGCAGAAACUCGUAUCCGACCCAAGAGGCCCAGCUCACUCUCUCCAACAUCCACCACAUCUCAGAGGUGGCCAGCUAACUUGAGAUCUCAUAUACACACAGUGUUGUGUGAAUUGUUCAGUUUGACAAUUUUGUCUGCUAACCUGUAGUGCAUUUUUUUAGCUGUUAUUUUUGUCUUUUAUUGUGAAAUAAAUAAAGCUUUUUGAAUUCCUAAAAGCUUGCUUAAUAUACUGUUCAAAAUUAAUCAUCAAACAUGAUUAUUGUUUAUGUUUUGAUCUACAUAUGUGACCCUGGAACACCAGUCAUAAGGGUGUCAAAGUUUUCCAUUGAUGUAUGGUUUGUUAGUAUAGGACAACAUUUGGCCAAGAUACUAUUUGAAAAUCUUGAAUCUGAGGGUGCUAAAGUUGUCCAAAUGAAACCUGUAU
Messenger RNA from Carassius auratus (goldfish), 2077 nucleotides. RefSeq names its product pancreatic secretory granule membrane major glycoprotein GP2. The record is from RefSeq and is a predicted model, not a curated record. NCBI's taxonomy places the organism in Eukaryota, Metazoa, Chordata, Actinopteri, Cypriniformes, Cyprinidae. The transcript is spliced from 9 exons. The coding region runs from base 607 to 1731 and encodes 374 amino acids.